AAUAUAGAAAGAGAACACCUUAAGAAAUAGUAAAAUGUGUGUCUUAUGAAUUUUAUAAUAAAAAGUAAGUGCGACAAGUGUAUUUAGAAAACUAGCGACAAAUAAUGACAAAGUAUUAAGAGAACUGCUCUACUAUCAACCAAUAAGCCAUCUAUAUCCCCAACAUUUUUUUUCCAAUUUCUGAAGGUGGCCAUUUUCUUGUGAGCAUUGUAAAGUAAAUGAAUUGAUUAGAAUAGAACUAAAAAGAAAUCCUCCAACGAGGCCCUAGUGAAGAAUAAAGAAACGCUUCUAAUCUAAUGGGGGAAAACUCCUUAUCUAAGACAGAUUAAUAAGAAAAUCUGACUAUAACUAAAACAUAAACAGUUGGAGUACAAAUAAGCGAUCUUUAUCAUUAUUCGUCUAUUUGCACGGCUUCAAUAACUCAGCUAUAUGUUUGUGGUGUUUUACUUAUUUUUAUGCAGGCUCCAAUCCCCUUUUGCACCCGUUCUUUUGCAUUUUUUUUCAUUUUUUCCCAACAAUUUGUGGGUUCAAACUUCAAAAUCCAAAUGCUCUCUCCAGAUAAAUUUUACAUUCUGGACCACGAGCUUAAAUGGGUACUUAAACUUUUAUUUAUUUUUAAUUGAUUCAACAAUAUUUAUUUAUAUAUAUAUAUAUAAUGUUCUUAGUUAUUUUCAAGAAAUCACGUUUUCUUCACUCCACAAUCAUACACCAUAAAAUACGCACUCGUGAUGGUCAACCUUAUUAAACACAAUAUAUAAGUUCGUAUUGACAUGUUAACAAUUAGACAAAUAAUUGAUCAAGUCUUAGGUAUAUAUAAUAUAAUUGCACGUUAAACUUGCAUUUUCAUAAAUAAAUGUACCCUGACUUUGAACAGAUUACAGAUCCAUCAUACCAGUCUGUCUAAAUGUAUUAAUAUAACUAGUAAUUAUAAAUCCUCACAGGAAUAAGGCCAAAGUUGACUAUAUUUAAUAAUUAAAACUUGAUUCAGGCUGUUUAACUAAACUUAAACCCAAUAAAAUAACAAAAUAAAUCAUUUUGGGACCGGCUUAAUAUGCCACAUUGAUGAGGAUCUCGUUUUUAAAUUAUUACUUGAUAUAACAAAUAAGACAAACUAAACACAUGGUUCUUUUAUUUAUUUCAAUUUUUUAAUAUUGAUUAUUGAACAAUGAACAUGAUGAAGUUAAAUAAUUUAAUCAGUUGAACUGCAAAUCACCUUCAAAUAUGAUUUGCUAAUUUCAUCAACACCACACCAACACUUCAAAAUGGAAAGUUUUGCUCUUUCUCUCAAUGCAAGCUUCCCUCCUUCAACCCUCCACUCCUCAUUCCGAGCCACAAAAACUACUAAACCAAACCUAACCGCAGCCAAACCACCUAGAGCCGCUGCUUCCGACGUCGGCGGUGAGGAAGUCCAAUCCCCACAAAGAGUAAAAAAACCACUCCAUGAAAUAAUCUUCAAGCCAUUAGACAAUCUCAUCUCCACCUUCAAUAACUCCCACCUCCCUCCCUACCUAGACCCCGAACACGUCCUCUCCGGCAGCUUCUCCCCGACCGAGGAGCUCCCCCCAACCCCAUGCCAGGUGGUAGAGGGCUCCCUCCCGCCGUGCCUCGACGGCGCCUACCUCCAAAACGGCCCAAACCCGCAGUUCACCCCCCACGGCCCAUACCAUCUCGUUGACGGCGAUGGCAUGAUCCACACCGUCAAAAUCUCCAGUGGCGAAGCGACCUUCUGCAGCCGCUUCGUCAAGACCAACAAGUACAUCGCCGAGCGCGAUCUUGGCUACCCCAUUUACCCCAACAUGUUCGGAGCCUUCACCAGCAAAAUCACCGCCUCAUUGCUGCUGACCGCCGCUCGGAUUCUUACCGGCCAGUUCAACCCCUUCGCCAACGGCGUCGGCACCGCCAACACGAGCUUAGCGUUGAUCGCCGGCGAACUCUUCGCACUCGUCGAAACCGACAUUCCGUACCAGAUCACGGUGACGGAGAACGGAGACGUCGCCACCGUUGGUCGCCGCGACUUCGACAGCCCGGAGAGUUUCCAGAUCAUGACGGCGCACCCGAAAUUCGAUCCAGAAACCGGCGAGACGUUCUCCUUCCGUUAUUUCCCGAUUCCUCCGUUUCUGAAGCUUUUCCGAAUCGAUUCCGACGGAAAAAAGCAUAAAUCCGUCCCGAUUUACUCCAUGAAAAAUUGCUCGUUCGUUCACGAUUUCGCUGUGACGAAACGAUUUGCCGUGUUUCCUGAUACUCAGAUCGCGAUCAAGCCAAUUGAGAUUUUGAGAGGCAAAUCGACGAUGAGAGUAGAUCUCGAGAAAAUUCCGAAGCUCGGUGUGAUUCCGAGAUACGCCGCAGAUGAGAGUGAGAUGCAUUGGAUCGAUGCGCCGGGGCUGAAUCUGCUCCACACGGCCAAUUCAUGGGAGGAGGAAGACGGCGGCGGCGAGAUCGUGAUAAUCGCCUCUAACAUGCUUUCAAUUGAGCACGUAGUGGAGCAGAUCGAGCUUGUAGAUCUAUCAAUGGAGAAGAUCUGGGGAACGGAUCCCCUGCUGUGGAGAAAUCACAGCAGGGGCUGCUGUGCUCAAAACGCAGCGUUUCGGAUUGAUGCUAGAUAUGCCUCCAGAGCUCCAUUCAAUGCUGCAUCGAAUAAUUGGAUCAACUAA
This is a messenger RNA of Salvia hispanica, 2651 nucleotides long. NCBI's taxonomy places the organism in Eukaryota, Viridiplantae, Streptophyta, Magnoliopsida, Lamiales, Lamiaceae. The record is from RefSeq and is a predicted model, not a curated record.